GCCCCUGGCAACUGCUGUCUUCCGCUGCGGCCUCGGAGGAGCGGGCGGGAGCGGCAAGAUGGCUUUGAGCUCCUGGACCAAAGAGCUUAUUGCGGCAGAGAAGCUGAUGCGGGAGGUGGCCGUCUCCACCGGCCCCUCCCUGGAGCUCUGCACCGUCCCCGCCAGCCUGGGCUCCUCGGUGGCGGCCGGCGCGCUGGAGCAGCUCUUUGCCGUGGAAAAAUCACUGAAAAGUGACUAUUUUAAAUGCAAUAAAGAAGCUGGAAUCUUUCUUAAGGACAUUUCUGUAGCCGUGAAGAAAUUGGAAGAAAUGAGAAGAGCCACAAUCGAUCUUCUGGAAAUUGAGAGCAUGGAAUUCAGCAGGCUGUACUUCCUGUUGGGAACUCUACCCAAUACCAUUAACAAGGAAGUGGAAGAAUGUGUCAGAGAUGCUCGCAGAUUAAAUCUUCAGGAGAUCAAUGAAAUACAAACAAAAAUCAGAAAGACGAAUAAUGAAAUAGAGUUUUUGAAGAUGAAAAUCAUUGAACUGGAAGAAGAAAAUGAAGACUUGGGUGAAAAGCAAGAAGAGCUGGCAGGGCGGUAUGAGAAGUUUGUCACGGCACUCAACUACGCGUUGGAAGAGAAAGCCACGGCCACUGUUUACAUAAGUGAGACUUACACCAGAAUCAGCUUUGAGAAAGAAGAAAUAGACUCAAUAAAAAAAUGCAUUAAAGAGGCAGAGGAGGAAAUAGAAAAGCAAAAAGCAGAGUAUUUGACAAAAAAACAAGCUCUGACUGUACAGAUUGAAGAAUUCAAAAAAAUCUGUGAGCUUAAGAGAAAGGAGACUUACAAAAAGAAGAAAGAAUUGGAUAAAUUACUAGCUAAAAUGUCAAAAGUUAAAGAAAUAGUUACCAUCAGAUCAGUGAUUCUCAGUGAUCACAAUUUAGAGAUGUCAGAGCUACAUGGAUCAAUAAAUCAUUGGGAAAAACAGGUGGAUGAAAUAAAGAAAUCCUGCAAGAUGCUAGAGGACAAAAUGCGUUUAUUCACAACUCACAAGGAGAAGCUGGACAGUAUAUCCAAUAUUGAGAAAACUGAAUAUCUGCAAAAGAUAAAACAGGCAGAGUGGACAGUGAGAGAGAGACAGAGAAAAAGUUCUUCCUUUGCCGUUGGUUCACCCUCCAAUGACCGCCGCAGCCGGCACACUGCACUGAUCCGAAGUAGGAGCCAGCUGACUGAGAAACGACUCAGGGUGCAAUCAGAGAACAGAGAUCUACGAGAGAAACUGCAGACUCUGAUGAGACAGUUGAAGAUUGUCUUAAGUGAGGAGGAUAAAGUUUUUGUAUACAAACGGAAGAUCUAUGAUGAAAAUCAGAAACAACUGGCAUUCAUUGCUCAGAAAGAAAACUUCAUAGCACAAAGGAAGGUAGACAUCAGAAAUAUGGAAGAAGGACUCGUCACCCUCCGAGAACUUCAUCAAACAACAAAAGAAACAUACCGGAAACAAGUAAAACUCCUAAGUGAAAACCUGGAAAGAGAAAGUCAGAGAUGUAUCAUAACACAGUGGAAAAUAGCUUGUUUGAGAAAAAAGCAUGCGCGCUGGAGAGUCAAAGCAAGGGCAGAGGUACAAGAACUUGCAGAAAAGCUUGAGCGAGCAGAACGCAGACGAGCUCAAUUAUUCCGAGAGACCACUCUUAGAGAAAAGGAGAUCGAGGAAUUUGUGGCACAGAUCGACAAACUUACAGUAGAAUUAAGAGAAGAAGAAGCAGAAUUUAUUACAAAUGAAAAAAUGCUAAUAGAGGAGCUAACCAAAUAUGAGGAGAUAUUUGUUCAGAAAGCACAAAUUAGUAGAGAAAAAGAAGAUGAGCUAGUUGAUCAGCUUCCACAACUUCAGAUGGCAGAAGAAGAAUACACAGAGAAGCACCGGAAGUUACAAGAGGUGUGCGCUAUUCUUUCAGCACACAAGGAGGAGGAGAAUAUGAUGAACAAUGGCAUUUAUCAGUUCAUGAGGGACUUUUCCAGAUACUUUAACGAUGCGGGGAAAGUGAAGCAAGAAGUAAAACACUUACGAGAUCAAGAAAGCAAAAAAAUUAAAGACCAUUUUGAAAUUCUCAAGAGCUUGGAAAAUGAAAUCUACGUAAAUGAUCAAAAAGUAGAGCUUUUGCUUCUGGAAAAUAAAAGAUUAAAAGAAUAUAUUGCGUAUCUGAAGGGCAGCACAGAGAAAUGGAGGAAUGGACAGGAAGCCCUCAGGCAUAACUUCAGUAGCCUCUCCUGGCAACUGAUAGUUCAGCAGACAUAUUAUGUGGAUCUGUGGACUGACUUUCAGACCAUGGUUAAGGACUUGGUGUGCACCGGCGAAAAGACCUUGCAAGAAAUAAAAAAUCUAAUAGAUAAGCUGUACGAAAGGGAUGAAAAAAUCGAAAGUAUCAGUACUUGGCUCCAAGGGAAUCUGGAAGAGCUGCGUUCUCUCAUGAAGCAGGAAUCAUCAGUGGACCUGCGUCAAAAGGAUCAGAAGAGUACCAAGAAAGUUCAGUUCCCGCAUGCAAAACACAUCAGGAAAAAGGCAUUAGCGAAGACCACCUAACAAGGUAACUCUAGGACACAGCGGUCGUGAACCCCGGAGGCAGAAACAAAGCCACAGGAAAAGUGAGUGCACUUGCUUUCAUGUACUGUAACUGUUAAUGCCAGUCUUAAAAGUGUGAGGUUUAACUCACUCUCCCAACCCCACCAAGCAGAACCAGGAGAGCCUUCUACAUAGUACAAACGGAUAAACACGGUCAGAUUAGGCUAAAUGCUAAAAUGUUUUAUUUUGCUCCCAUGAUUGUAAGCACGAGUCUUCUGAAGCCU
Molecule: messenger RNA, 2820 nt
Organism: Oryctolagus cuniculus (rabbit)
Lineage: Eukaryota; Metazoa; Chordata; Mammalia; Lagomorpha; Leporidae
Source: RefSeq, a predicted model, not a curated record